CCUAAAACAAAAGUCCAAUUUCAGUCUCCAAAUCCAUCCGACAACAGGAACACAUGCAUUCGCAGACGCUAAACAGAAAUCGAAGUCAAAACCGAGUGCCAGAGAGAGCAAAAUCACAAUCGCCAUGGAAGCAGAGCUCGGAGCAGGAGCAACAAUGGCGGCACUCUCUCUUGCGGCGCUACUUCUCUUCUCGAUUUCUCUUCAUCUGUUCGAAUCGUUUCUAUGGAAUCCGAAAAGACGAAGAUCGAAGCUCCGCAAGCAAGGAAUCGACGGUCCUCCGCCGUCUUUCCUCCUCGGAAACCUCUCCGAAAUCAAGAACAUCCGAGCCCUAACUUCGGGAAUCGCAGAGGACGGAUCCAUCUCCCACGCCUGGCCUUCGAAUCUCUUCCCGCAUCUGGAGCAGUGGCGGAAUCGAUACGGGGCGAUGUUCGUGUAUUGGAGCGGGACGAUUCAGAUUCUGUGCGUGACGGAGAUGGAGACGGUGAAGGAAAUUUGUCUUUCGACUUCGUUGAGUUUGGGGAAGCCGGCGCACCUGUCGAAGGAUCGUGGGCCGUUAUUGGGCCUCGGGAUUUUGGCCUCGAGCGGCCCAAUUUGGGUUCAUCAAAGGAAGAUCAUUGCUCCUUCACUAUACCUUGACAAAGUUAAGGGCAUGACAAGUCUAAUGGUGGAAUCUACCAGCUCCAUGCUAAGAUCAUGGGAAAGUAGAGUUGAAAAUGACGGAGGACGAUCUGAAAUCAACGUCGAUGGCGAUUUGAGAGCCUUGUCUGCAGAUAUAAUCUCGAAGGCCUGUUUUGGAAGCAAUUAUUCCGAAGGGAAAGAGAUAUUCCUAAAACUCAGAGCUCUUCAAGUUGUCAUGUCCAAAGGAAGCAUCGGUGUUCCCGGUUUCAGGUACAUCCCCACCAAAAACAAUAGAGAAAUGUGGAAGUUAGAGAAGGAAAUCGAGUCGAUGGUUUUAAAAGUUGUGAAUGAACGAAUCGAGCACUCCUCACAUGAUCAAGAUUUGUUGCAGAUGAUUCUUGAGGGUGCUGAAAGUCUUGGUAAAGACGACAAGUCGUUGAAUAUUUCCCGAGACAAGUUCAUCGUAGAUAACUGCAAGAAUAUCUACUUUGCUGGUCACGAGACGACUGCAAUAACAGCAUCAUGGUGCUUGAUGUUACUGGCAGCACACCCGGAUUGGCAAGCUCGAGCUCGUUCUGAGGUGCUUCAAUGUUGUCAAGAUAGGCCCAUCGAUGCCGAUACCGUUAAGAACAUGAAAACGCUAACAAUGGUGAUUCAAGAGACGCUGAGGCUCUACCCACCUGCAGCUUUUGUCACAAGAGAAGCAUUGGAAGACAUAAGAUUAAAAAGCCUAACAAUCCCGAAAGGAACGAAUGUCCAAAUCCCGAUCCCAAUGCUACAACAAGACUUCGAUCUCUGGGGACCUGACGCCUGCUCAUUCGAUCCACAGAGGUUCAGCAAUGGCAUUCUUAGAGCUUGCAAGAAUCCGCUAGCUUACAUUCCCUUCGGGGUCGGACCACGGGUUUGCGCGGGGCAACACUUUGCAAUGGUAGAGCUGAAAGUGAUAGUGAGCCUUGUUCUGUCGAGAUUUGAGCUAAGUGUUUCCCCUUGUUAUAAGCAUUCCCCUGCAUUCAGGUUGGUCGUGGAGCCAGAGAAUGGAGUUGUUCUUCAUUUAACGAAGCUCUCUAAUCUUAAUUAGUGCUAAUGGAUCAUUUUUCUAUGUUGUUUUGUGGUUGAAAAUCUUGAAGAAGUUUUGAUAUAAUAAUACAUACAAUGGAAUAUGAUGUGUUAUUUUGAUAAAAGAAAA
Molecule: messenger RNA, 1804 nt
Organism: Momordica charantia (bitter melon)
Lineage: Eukaryota; Viridiplantae; Streptophyta; Magnoliopsida; Cucurbitales; Cucurbitaceae
Product: cytochrome P450 714C2
Molecular function (GO): monooxygenase activity; oxidoreductase activity, acting on paired donors, with incorporation or reduction of molecular oxygen; iron ion binding
Source: RefSeq, a predicted model, not a curated record